This is a messenger RNA of Sphaeramia orbicularis (orbiculate cardinalfish), 4051 nucleotides long. RefSeq names its product component of oligomeric golgi complex 4 (gene cog4). Gene Ontology annotation, biological process: Golgi organization; retrograde vesicle-mediated transport, Golgi to endoplasmic reticulum. The transcript has 19 exons. The coding region runs from base 32 to 2353 and encodes 773 amino acids. The record is from RefSeq and is a predicted model, not a curated record. NCBI's taxonomy places the organism in Eukaryota, Metazoa, Chordata, Actinopteri, Kurtiformes, Apogonidae. Gene Ontology annotation, cellular component: COG complex.
GUGUGCUUGAGUCUGGUGUCGGUAGCGGAAGAUGGCUGACAGCGGAGGUAUCAUCGCGAAAAGAUGCGACUCAGGCAACGUUUCCACUGUGAGUAUGGAGACCAUCUCAGCCCUGACGGAGCUGGAGGACCUGGAGAGAGUUUACCAACAGCUCUGCGUGGAGGAGAAAGAUGUGGAGGUGGAGCUGGAGAGACUAGUGGGGCAGGAGGGAACCAUUCACACAAAGAUGUUGGCCCUGCAGAGGAUGGGACCAAACUUACAGUUAAUUGGAGGAGAUGCCAGUCAGUUGUCAGGUAUGAUCACAUUUACCUGCAGCCUGGCUGAAAACGUCAGCAGAAAAGUCAGACAGCUAGAUCUGGCAAAGACACGGCUGUAUAACGUUAUCCAGCGAGCUGAUGAUAUCCUCGAUCUGAAGUUUUGCACUGAUGGUGUUCAGACAGCUCUGCGCAAUGAGGACUAUGAACAGGCUGCUGCACACAUCCAUCGAUACCUUUCUCUGGACCAGUCAGUAAUCGAAUUGAGCAGGCAGGGAGAAGAAAGUAGUGCUGUAGAUGCCAGUCUAGUGAUGCUGCAAGAGGCAGAGCAGAAGCUGAAGGUCAUUGUUGCUGAGAAGCUUGACGAAGCUGUUGCUGCUGUUGAUCUUGCACAAGUGGAAAGGUUUUUCAAAAUCUUCCCUCUGUUGGGCCUCCAUCAGCAGGGACUCGCCCGAUUCGGUCAAUAUCUCUGCACUCAGCUUGCCUCCAAAGCUGAAGAGAACCUGCUUUUAGCUACAGGAGGAGACGUAAGUGACAAGAGAGCGCCACUAAUAUUUGCAGACACUCUGACACUUCUGCUAGAAGGCAUUGCCCGUGUUGUUGAGACCCAUCAGCCCAUAGUGGAGACAUACUACGGUCCAGGACAUCUGUACACACUCAUCACUCACCUGCAGCAAGAAUGUGACAAACAGGCACAGAAAAUAGUCGACAAGUUCAUUCAACAGAGAGGAUACCACAACAAGUUUCAGAUUGUUCAAAACAGUAUGAUGAAGACUAUUCCAGGGGAGAGGAUUGAGCCCAGGGAACUGGAUCCUGUACUGACAGAAGUAACUCUGAUGAAUGCAAGGGCAGAGCUCUACCUACGAUUUUUACGGCGUCGCAUUAUGGCUGACUUUGAAGUUGGGGACAUUCAGAGCAUUACACGAGAGCACCAGCAGAAUGUAGAAAAGCUUCUGAAACACUGUUUGCUGAGCAGGACCAUGCAGGAGCUGAUCGGUUACUACAUACCGAUGGAAGAGUACUACAUGAGGGAAUCUGUUAACAAGGCUGUUACUAUGGAUACCUAUGAAAAGGGUCAGCUGACCUCCAGCAUGGUGGAUGACUGUUUUUAUAUUGUAAAGAAGUGCAUCAGCAGAGCUUUAUCCAGCUCCAGUAUCGACUGUCUCUGUGCCAUGAUCAACCACGCCAACUCUGUGCUGGAGUCAGAUUUCAGGGAGGUGUUGUAUAAUAAGCUGCGGCAAGGCUUCCCAGCGACAACACUUCAGGACAUCCAGCGUGGCGUCAGCAGUGCAGUCAGUCUGAUGCAGAGCAGCUUACAGCAGGGCAAGUUUAACACACUGGGCAUCGAGAGUGCAGAACACGCCAAGGCCGCAUUUCUGGUGACUCUGAAUAAUGUUGAGGUGUGUAGUGAGAAUAUCACAACUUUAAAAAGGAACCUUGAGAACGACUGCUCCAAGUUGUUCACACAGGGGACAGCUUCUGGUGAACAAGCCAAGAUUGAGAGCUGCUUGUCCGACCUUGUCAACACAUCCACCAAGUUUAAAGAUCUCUUACAGGAGGGUCUGACUGAAUUAAAUACAACAGCCAUAAAGCCUCAGGUCAAACCCUGGAUCAGUGGCUUCUUGUCUAUCUCACACAACAUAGAAGAGGAGGAGUUUAAUGAUUAUGAGGCUAAUGAUCCGUGGGUGCAGCAGCUCAUCGUUAACUUGGAGCAGCUCAUGGCAGAGUUCAAGAUGGCACUGUCUCCUGUUAUCUACGACACACUGACCAGCCUGAUGACCAGCUUAAUAUCCAUUGAAAUGGAGAAGACGGUCCUCAAGUGCUCUUUCAGCAGGCUGGGAGGGCUGCAGUUCGAUAAAGAGCUCCGGUCUCUUGUGGCGUACCUCACCACGGUGACCACCUGGACCAUCAGGGACAAGUUUGCUCGUCUCACACAAAUGGCCACCAUUCUCAACCUAGAGCGGGUAACUGAGAUCUUGGAUUAUUGGGGCCCAAACUCAGGCCCGCUGACGUGGAGGUUGACACCGGCAGAGGUCCGCCAGGUCCUUGCUCUGCGUAUUGACUUCAGGAGUGAAGACAUCAAAAGGCUGCGAUUAUAGUCCAUGAACCAGUGUGCUAAUAACAAUUUUUAUCUGUCUUGUGAUGAUGCAUUUCACAAAAGUGCUUUACAAAAACCAGGUGUAAAUGGACACAAGUUGCGGAAAAUGAGCUCAUCCAGGAUGUUUUAGUGAGGUUGUCAGACUGUACUUUCUAUUUCUGCACCAUAGUAACAAAAAAUGCUUUUAGGUGCAGGGUUUGUGAUUACAUACUGAGGACGUAGCAGUGUUUAUAAGGUUUAGAUAUAAAAUAUGGGAGUAUGCUGAAAUGUGUAAUUAAACAGUGUAAGUCUGUAAUUUUGUCACACUGGGAGUUUUAACCUGUAACUGUUCUGUGAAACGAGGACACUGUGGGACUGAGGAGUGGAGCUGUGCUGCUGUCAGUGAAACAGAGCAGUAAUGAACAUCAUACCCAUUAAACUGACAGAAGCAGGUCAGACAGCUGAUCCAGCCUAGUCAUUCAAUAUAUGAAUAGCUCCUUGUCCGUGAGGAUGGAACACUUUUAACCUAAUAAAUUGAGAGCUGCUGCGCAAUGCUUCUGAUCCCUGCCAUCCGCCACAUUUCACGAAGUGCUGCCCUAUCGCUAAGCGAGACCUGCUCCCAAUCUUUUAUACAUAUUUCUGACAAUAAAUACAAAGCUGUGUUUGCUGGGCAAUGAAGCAUUAAAAGUGGUCCAUUCUCAUAAUGUUUAGCCUAAUUUCCUGGUCUAACCUAAUUCUGUGCACAGAUUAAAGCAGGUCAGUGUGUGUUUAAAGUUUUGCUGAGCGGACAGUGCUGCAAUCAUACACUUAUUUUUGUCGUCAGUGCUCUUACCUUACAGUGUAAUCAGAGUCAGACCAUGAACGCAGGAAUAGUUAGGAAAAGUGUGGCUUUAAUGUAAACACAACAUUCGAUUGGCUCAGCACAAACAUUCCACAUGAGAGCAACCAAUAAUCUACUGAAUAGGAUGGGGUGCAGCACAAAAACAUUCACAGUAAAAAAAAUCUGGUAUAAUCAUAAUAUAUAUAUACAGUACGGUGCUUUUAAGGUGAAAAUGGAGAUAGGAUAUGAGGGCUGAUAUGUGAUAGGUAAGAGUAUACAGGAAUAGGAGGAUGAAUUUCUGGGUGCACAGGUGAAAAUGGAGAGCUGUACUUUUUCUCUGUGGCAAGAGAAACGUGACAGAUGGGGAUGAUGGUUCCCUGUUUACUCAUCAGGGGAGGCGAGAGUUAAGUGUCCCGAAUCCCUGGACAGAGGCUGCCUCAAAUGAUAUUGUUCUCCUGGUGUGGUCAUCUAUUUCUAAACAGAUUCACAUAGGGGUCGGGGUAAAGCACCACACAGAGAACAAGAUGCCAUUGGAGGGCUGCUUUGUACCCUCUGAUCAUAGACAGGAUUUUUUAUACCCCAGUUUUUCAUGACAUGAAAUAAAUAUGUGGCACGGGAUUUGAGGAGGUAGGAGGAGGCAUGUAGGGCAUGAGGCUUAAAUAAAUAAAUCAUCAUGACAAUAAAAUGUUAUUCUCUUACUUAAAAAAUAAUAGAUGACAGUAUGAACGUGAACUAUGGACUCUGAUUCUAAUCCCCUAUCUGUCGUUCUCAGAUGGUUGGCACCGAUAUGAUGUGUGUUUUGAGAUAUCAUUGGCUGACAGACAUUUCCUCAUGCUACAGGAGGCCAAUGGCAAGGGGCAGCCACUCUGAACAGAAGAAUCCUCUCUUUCAGUAUUUUUU